This is a messenger RNA of Carassius carassius (crucian carp), 3282 nucleotides long. Its product is annotated as rho GTPase-activating protein 6-like. NCBI's taxonomy places the organism in Eukaryota, Metazoa, Chordata, Actinopteri, Cypriniformes, Cyprinidae. The record is from RefSeq and is a predicted model, not a curated record. Gene Ontology annotation, biological process: signal transduction. The coding region runs from base 126 to 2531 and encodes 801 amino acids. The transcript is spliced from 13 exons.
UAAGGCAGGGCGGAAUAAAGAGGGCGGGCGCGAGUAGAGGAAACAUCCUCGUUUAUCGGCAAAUACACGGCGGAGAUGGAUGAGAGAGUUUAUUUGGUUUAACCGCAUGUUUCAUUAACCUGUGGAUGAAAGACAAGCUUCAGCAAGUGUUCAGCGAGUCGUGUUCACAUGGGGUUUGUGUUCGGGGCGUCAGUCUGUCUCUUCUCGCAGGGAUGUCCGCUCAAGGGUUACUGAACAGCGUCUUCUCGUGUUCCUCUUCGGGCUCUAAGACCCUCGCGAAGAGGAAACUGCAGCAGACUCGCAGUUUGGACUCUGCGCUGGUCCGGAGCUGCGGGACGCCCGGAGACCCCGGAGACCCCGGCGGGCAUCGCUCCGUGUGCUGGAGCUCGAGCUCCACAGCUGGAUUCACCGACAGCCGAAGCGCUCCAGAGAGUCUCUCCUCCUCCAGUUUAUCGGCAUCUUCCGACGCUUCGUCGAUCUCCAGUCUUCACAUCGAGCACAGGAGCGGCAAACGCAACGCGUCCAGGGAUUUAUCGCUCAACAUCUCUGGUUCAAGCAACAUCUUCUCACCGAGGAAGUGGCUUCAGAGAAAGCUGCCUCAAUCGGAUGCUCUUUCGCACCAUCUCUGUAAAUCUGAGGGAGAUUUCACCUGUAAGAAAACAGCCGCUCAUAAUUUCCACAUGCAGUCGGUUUCCAUUCAGAGUCUGUCGGAGCUGGAGAGAGUCCGGCUGCAGGAGGUCGCUCUGGUCAGACUGAUGAAAGACUUCGAUUUGGGAUGCCAGAUCACCAUCCCCAAAGAUGGCCAGAAGCGGAAAAAGUCACUCCGGAGGAAGCUGGAUUCUUUAUCGAAAGAAAAGAGAGACAAAGAGUCAGAUCCGCAGGCGUUCGGCGUGCCGCUCUCGCAGGUGAUUGUGAACGACCGGCGUCACAAGCAGCUGCAGGAAGAGCAGCGGGGUCCAGCGGAUCGAGUCCUUUCACUCCUGCACCUGAUGGGACGCAGAUCCACCAACAAGGAGCUUUCCAGCAGUAACUCGUCCCUCAGCUCGUCCUCCGAGACUCCCAAUGAGGGCACAACACCCGACACACCCGAGACGCUGCUGCGCUCACGCAGACGGGGCGGCGUGUCUGUGGACUGCAUCACUGAUCUGGACGACGGUCACUCGCGUCUGCUGGAGGCUCUUCAGCUCUCCACGCCUGUGGAGUCACACAGCGAGAAGAAGAAGACGAGCGACGCCAAGCUCAGCCUGAACCCCAUCUACAGACAGGUGCCACGCUUGCUGGACAGCUGCUGCCAACACCUGCAGAAAUAUGGUCUGCAGACUGUGGGCAUUUUCCGGGUUGGAAGCUCCAAGAAAAGAGUUCGACAGCUGCGUGAAGCGUUCGAUCGGGGUGCUGAGGUUGUUCUGGACCAGCGGCACAGUGUUCAUGAUGUGGCAGCACUGCUCAAAGAGUUUCUGAGAGACAUGCCUGAUCCUCUGCUGACCAGAGAACUGUACUCGCCAUUUAUCAGCUGCACAUCUCUAGAUAAAGCAGAUCAGCACACGGUCAUACAGUUGCUCGUCUGUCUGCUUCCCGCCUGCAACAGCGACACCCUUCAGUGUUUACUUCACUUCCUGUCAGACGUAGCCAAUCACGCGGAGGAUUCACAGGGCGCUGAUGGAAACAAGGUGAUUGGUAAUAAAAUGACGUCACUGAACCUGGCCACCAUAUUUGGGCCGAACCUCCUGCACAAGCAGAAGAGCUCAGAGAAGGAGUUCAGCGUUGAGAGUUCGGCUCGGAUGGAAGACAGCGCCGCCAUCAUCAGCGUCGUCCAGCACAUGAUCGACACGCACCAGUCCCUCUUCAAGAUCUCGGCGGAGCUGCAGAACGAGCUUCUGCUGAGUUUGUUGGACACAGACAGUGAUGUGGUAGAUUAUCUGCUGAGGAGGAAAACACCACAGUGUGAAGACGUGAAGAGCUCCAGUGGAGAAAUCUCUCCGUACGAUAACAACUCUCCGGUGCUCUCUGAGUGGUUUCAUGCAUCAGGACCGGAGGAUCAGAGGCCCUCAGAUGCUCUCGAUAGGAACAACACAGAGAAUUUCUGCCUCUCACCCUCACAAGCCGGCACCGGGGAAACAAUACACGAUAAGGCUCAUAUCUGGCGAACACGACAGGCUCUUCUGUCAGGACUUCAUGACAAACUCCUCACAGGUUCAGACGGACACCUGUAUAAACGCGCCUCCUCUGAAGUCUUCUGCUAUGAUGAAAGCGACACGAAACCUGUGCAUGAGACGCAAGCGUCCCGUACGAAUGUCCCUGCUGAAUGUAAAGCAUGCAUGCAUCCAAUCGCAUCGAGCCACCGGACUACAUUUGACCAAUCAGAAGAGGGCGCACUCGCAGCUCCCACCAAACCAGACGACAGACUUCCUGCUGUGUCCAUGCAGCCACGUGUCACUUCCUGUCAGCAUCCAGACUGGCCAACAGAGAAGUGGCAAAUAUGGCAACUCCUGUCAUCAGACAGCAUAGACAUACUUCCAGAGACUAUGGUGUGAAACACAGAGUUUAAAGGGACACUUCACACAAAAAUUAAUUUACUGUCAUCAAAAGAACAUUGGACUUUCAAUUAAAUGAGGCAUUUCUCAAAAUGUUUUCUUUUAUGUUCCAACGAAGAAAGAAAGCCAUACAGGUUUGGAACGAGUGAAGGAUUAUAAUUUAAUGGCGAACUGUCCCUUUAAGAGCCUUUUAAUUUGCGAGUGAGUUGUAUUUGAAUGACAGGAAGCACAACAAAAUGAUGCCACGUUGUUUUCAGAUGAUUUUAUAAAUAAUUAUUAUUGGUAUAAAAAUUUUGGAUGCAUAUUUCACACUUUGCAAUCAUUAUGGUUUUAUAUUAUUUUUGACAGAAAUUGAUAUUUUUAUUAAUCAAGGAUGUAUUUUAUAAUGAAGCCAUUUAUAGUUACAAAAUAUUUAUAUUUCAAAUAAAUGCUGUUCUUUUCAACUUUCUAUUCAUCUGUGAAUCCUGAAAAAAAAAAUGUGUCUUGGCUUCCACAAAAAUAUUAAAUGUUUUCAGAAUUGAUAAUAAUCAGAAAUGUUUCUCGAGCAGCAAAUCAUCAUAUUUUCAUGAUUUCUGAAGAUCACGUGACACUGAAGACUGGAGGAAUGAUGCUGAAAAUACAGCGGAGCAUCACAGAAAUAAAUUACAGUUUAACAUAUAUUUAUGUAGAAAACCCGAAUUUUAAAUUGUAAUAAUAUUUAAAAAUUGUUACUGUAUUUUUGAACAAAUAAAUGCAUCCUUGAUGAGCAGAA